ACAGGAGCUCAUCUACCUUCAGUCCAGUAAAGAGGAAACAUCACAGCUCACCAUGUUCACUGUUCUUUCCCUUCUUCUACUGACAGCAGCACACAGUGCGACGGCUCGGAUUCACUCUAUGAGGUAUUUCACCACUGCGUCGUCUCAAGUCCCAAACUUUCCAGAGUUAGUGGUUGUUGGUUUGGUCGAUGAAGUUCAGAUCGAUUACUAUGACAGCAACACAAAGAAACUCGAACCCAAACAGGACUGGAUGUUAAAGGAAACUGAUUCACUGUACUGGAAGAGGCAGACUCAGAUUGCUUUGAGGUCACAGGAGGUCUACAAACACAACAUUGAAACCGCAAAGAAACGCUUCAACCAAACUGGAGGUCUUCACAUAGUCCAGUGGAUGCAGGGAUGUGAAUGGGACGAUGAGACUGGAGAAGUUAACGGUUAUGAUCAGUAUGGUUAUAAUGGAGAAGACUUCAUAUCAUGGGACAUGGAGACAGAGACGUGGAUCGCUCCGACACCACAGAGUGUCAUCACCAAACUGAAGUGGGAUCAGGAUAAAGCUCUACUCGCAUAUAUUAAGAACUACCUCCUCCAGGAGUGUCCUUCCUUUCUGAAGAAGAUACUGGAGCACGGGAGGAGCUCUCUGCUGAGAACAGAGCUUCCCAGGAUCUCUCUCCUCCAGAAGUCUCCCUCCUCUCCAGUCACCUGCCUCGCUACAGGUUUCUACCCCGACAGCGCCAUGUUGUUCUGGAGGAAAGACGGGGAGGAUCUUCAUGAGGACGUGUACCGUGGAGAGGUUCUCCCCAACCAUGACGGGACCUUCCAGAUGAGCGCUGAGCUGAAGGUUUCCUCCAUCUCCCCUGAAGACUGGAGGAGGUACGAAUGUGUGUUCCAGAUCUCUGGUGUGAAGGAGGACAUCGUCACCAAACUGGACGAAGACUCAGUCGAGUCCAACAGAGCGAAGCCCAUCAGCGUGACCACCAUCAUCAUCAUCAUCAUCGCUGCAGUGGUCGCUCUCGCUGGCGUCAGCGCUGUCAUUGGAUUCAUCGUGUACAGGUGGAAGAAAGCCCAAAGUACUUCACCUGCUGGUACAGAUCCAGUUGUCUUAGAGCCGCUUAGACCAGGUGAUGGAGGUUCUAAUUCUCCAAGUGAGACGUCCUCCUGAACACAGUUUAAGGACAAGAAGCAGUGUCACCACAGUCUUGCCCUUACGCUGGGAAUUCAUUGAUUAUUCAUCACUCAAAUCAUAAACUGAUAUUCAGAGUCAGACAUUGAUUGUAUGUACAAAAUUAGUUUUCCAGAUGUGUAAAUAUUCAGAUUUUAUUUUAUUUCUAAUUUGGCCUGAACACGAAUAGAAUUAAUUUAGAGUCGCUUGUUUUUUUUGUUUGGUUAUAUUCAUCCGUAGCUGUGUUCUUAACCUUUAAAGUUCAAUUUAGUGGAGAUUAUAAAAGGGUUGUGAGAUGUUUUAAGUAUCUCAUAUGAAAUGUUCUGUUAAUAUUUCCUGUUAGUUUUUAGGGAGAAGGGACUUUUCUGUUUUAGCCUUGUUAACAUUUACACUACAAAGGAUUCAAGCAGUUUAUUCCACAUGCAGACGUGAAAUUGAUCACCCUGAGCAGUGAUGUUCUCCAUAUGAACAUUUGAAUACAUUGAUAUCGUCCUGUUGACGACUCACACACUUACUCACGUACUCACUCAGUCACUCAGUCACAUUCACUCACUCAGUGUUUGUUCUGUCACACGUCAAUCACACACAUUGUCCACGAAGCUGUCAGGGGUAGUUUAAUCUGUCUGAUUCUUCCUUAUGGACACUUGGGCAUGUGGACUGGAGCCGCUGGGGAUCGAACCUGUGCUCCUCUGGUUAGUGGACGAUCCGGUCUACCUCCUGAGCCACAGCCACCAAAACAUGCAGCUGCAGAACCAGAAUUUCCUUCCAGUAUUGAACCUAAACACUCACCUUCAUGACGUUAGGACACGUUUCCCCUGAUGAGACAUGAGACGUGUCAUAUCACAAACGUUCCAUUUUGUGUUUUGCCAACUUAACUUCAGCAACUUUACAAAUUUAAC
Limanda limanda (common dab) is the source of this 2055-nucleotide messenger RNA. RefSeq names its product major histocompatibility complex class I-related gene protein-like. Gene Ontology annotation, cellular component: external side of plasma membrane. The record is from RefSeq and is a predicted model, not a curated record. NCBI's taxonomy places the organism in Eukaryota, Metazoa, Chordata, Actinopteri, Pleuronectiformes, Pleuronectidae. Gene Ontology annotation, biological process: immune response. Bases 53 to 1156 code for a protein of 367 amino acids. The transcript has 8 exons.